Pteropus alecto (black flying fox) is the source of this 1901-nucleotide messenger RNA. RefSeq names its product farnesyl-diphosphate farnesyltransferase 1 (gene FDFT1). NCBI's taxonomy places the organism in Eukaryota, Metazoa, Chordata, Mammalia, Chiroptera, Pteropodidae. Gene Ontology annotation, molecular function: squalene synthase [NAD(P)H] activity. Gene Ontology annotation, cellular component: endoplasmic reticulum membrane. The record is from RefSeq and is a predicted model, not a curated record. Bases 95 to 1519 code for a protein of 474 amino acids. Gene Ontology annotation, biological process: farnesyl diphosphate metabolic process; cholesterol biosynthetic process. The transcript has 7 exons.
AUUGGGGUGGCGGGAGAGCCGCCCCACCCCUCGGUGGGCGCUUCCCAGCUCCGCUUGGGUCGGGAGGAAAAACUGCGCUGGCCUCGCUUUUCUCAUGGCCGCAGCCGCCUGCGGCAUCAAGGCCAUGUCCCUCUUCAAGCGGACCUUGGUGCUGAGCCCCACCGCUGCGCCCAGGGUCACGAGCACUGGCAUCUCCCCGCGAGGCUGCUCACUGCCUCCCGCCACCUGGCCCUCCAAGGACUGGCCGCGGGGAGAGGGCGUCUGCCGUAGGCUGUGGAGCCCGACGGCUGCCGGCCAUUUGCCCCAAUCCCACUCUUGCUCCUCUACGUCUCCCACCUCCGCGUGUCUUCUCUGCCCUCAGGAUUCGCUCAGCAGCAGCUUGAAAACUUGUUACAAGUAUCUGCGUCAGACUAGUCGCAGUUUCGCAGCUGUUAUCCAGGCGCUGGAUGGGGAAAUGCGCAAUGCAGUAUGCAUAUUUUAUCUGGUUCUCCGAGCUCUGGACACUCUGGAAGAUGACAUGACCAUCAAUCUAGAAGUAAAGGUCCCAAUGUUACAAAACUUUCACUCUUACCUUUAUGAACCCAACUGGUGCUUCAUGGAGAGCAAAGAGAGGGAUCGACAAGUGCUGGAGGAUUUCCCAACGAUCUCCUUUGAGUUUAGAAAUCUGGCCGAGAAAUAUCAAACAGUGAUUGCUGACAUUUGCCGAAAAAUGGGAUGUGGGAUGGCGGAGUUUUUGGUUAAGCAAGUGACAUCUGAACAGGAAUGGGACCAGUACUGUCACUAUGUUGCUGGGCUGGUAGGCAUUGGCCUUUCCCGACUGUUCUCAGCCUCAGAGUUAGAAGACCCCUUAGUUGGUGAAGACACAGAGCGUGCCAACUCUAUGGGCCUGUUUCUGCAGAAAACAAACAUCAUUCGUGAUUAUCUGGAAGAUCAGCAAGAAGGAAGAGAGUUUUGGCCUCAAGAGAUUUGGAGCAAGUAUGUUAAGAAGUUGAGUGAUUUUACUAAGCCAGAGAAUAUUGACUUAGCUGUGCAGUGUCUGAAUGAACUUAUAACCAGUGCACUACACCACAUCCCAGAUGUCAUCACCUACCUAUCCAGACUUAGAAACCAAAGUGUGUUUAACUUCUGCGCUAUUCCACAGGUAAUGGCCAUUGCUACUUUGGCUGCCUGUUAUAAUAAUCAGCAGGUGUUCAAAGGAGUAGUGAAGAUUCGAAAAGGACAAGCGGUAACCCUAAUGAUGGAUGCCACCAACAUGCCAGCUGUCAAAGCUAUAAUACACCAGUAUAUAGAAGAGAUUUAUCAUAGAAUCCCCGACUCAGACUCAUCUUCCGAUAAAACAAGGCAGAUCAUCUCCACAAUCAGGACACAGAAGCUUCCCAGUUGUCAGCUGAUCUCUGAGCGAAGCCACUACUCCCCCAUUUACCUGUCGUUUGUCAUGCUCUUGGCUGCCCUGAGCUGGCAGUAUCUGAGCACUCUGUCCCAGGCCACAGAAGACUAUGUUCAAACUGGAGAACACUGAUUUGGAAUGGCCCGGAAGCUGAAGCUCACCAUUAUGUGGACCGACCUAUUUUUCAAGGAUGAAUAUUGGCUUCACCUUUUUUUUCUCUCCUGCUUUAAUCCUAAAAGAACUCUGUGGGCUUGGAUUUUGAGAAACUGUGACAUGCAGCUGAGAAGAAGAUAAUAAAGGCAGAUGAUACCUCCCCCUCAGGAUCUGGUCCUUGAAGGUGGUGCUCGCUUCUGCACAUGGUGACCCACGGCAGAGCAUGCAAGUUAGGGGAAAUGGCUGCAUGUGGGACUGCUGAGAAGUCUUAUUUAGUGUAAAUCCUGGCUAGAAUUAUAAUUAAACAUAUUUAAUUUGAAGCAACCUUUGAAUACCUAUCCUAGUAGAAACAUGAAGUGAA